This is a messenger RNA of Boeremia exigua, 3586 nucleotides long. RefSeq lists its product as uncharacterized. Bases 191 to 3232 code for a protein of 1013 amino acids. Gene Ontology annotation, biological process: protein phosphorylation. The record is from RefSeq and is a predicted model, not a curated record. NCBI's taxonomy places the organism in Eukaryota, Fungi, Ascomycota, Dothideomycetes, Pleosporales, Didymellaceae. Gene Ontology annotation, molecular function: ATP binding; protein kinase activity. The transcript has 2 exons.
GUUUUGCGCAACGCACUCGUUGCCCCAUCCAGCACCCGACCUGUCGUGUACCGUCGCAAAUGACAGGCCUGCGCUGUUAGGCUGAAGCCCGCCGGCCAGCCUCGAUGUCCUCGCACCGGACCGAGCCGACAAGUGCACCCCACCCGGCGCGCCGCUCGUCUACGACCGUGCCCGCCUUGAAUGACCCUCCAUGGCGAGAAUCGACUGCGAAAGUCUGAUGCAAGCCUGGUUCUCGGCUGAUGGAGGUACAAAGCAAAUACACUUGCACGAAACGGAUAUUCGGAACAUCGCGCAGCUGCUGGUGCGCGAUUCGCAGGACGCUUGGAGCAGGAUUCCAAGGAUUUACAGCGUCCUGAGGGUCAUCGGUCAGGUUGAGGCUAUUAGCCACUUCCUAGACGAAGAUAUAACCGAUGUGUGGUUCCCUUUCUCUCAGAAAAGUCUGCCCACGUCUUUCCAUGAUCAUCCUGCACGGCUGUCCUUUCUCGAUAAUCAACACCUGGUUUUCAAUGCGAAAGCAGUGAGUUUUGAGCGAGUCCAUGCAAAGCAUAGCCAUUUUCGCGAUGCAUCCGAAGUCCCCCUCAGAACAACCGGUGAGCUAGGCAAGGGUGGGUUUGGCUCUGUUGAUCGCGUGUUGAGCACCAUCACCCACAGAGAGUAUGCGAGGAAGUUGAUUCCUCGAGGCAGGACCUUCAGAAGGGAAAAAGAGGUCUUGCGAUCUUUUGAGAAAGAGUUAUCAAGCCUCAAAAAGCUAUCAGCACAUCGACAUAUUGUAGAGUUCGUUGGCAGUUAUACAGACCCGAGAUAUGUUGGCAUCAUCACAAGCCCGGUCGCGGAUUGUAAUCUGCACGAGUAUCUCACGGGAAACUUGGAUGUUGGAGCAAGAUCGUUCUUACGAACCUUCUUCGGUUGUCUCGCCACAGCUCUAGGUUAUCUCCACGAUAAUCGUAUCCGACACAAAGACAUCAAGCCCCAAAACGUACUCGUUCACGAAGGGCGAGUACUACUCACUGAUUUCGGGCUCGCCUUAGACUGGAACGACAUCAACAACAGUACCACAGAGGGACCAACAUGGGCAACACCGCGAUAUAGUGCGCCUGAGGUUGCCAACCACGCCGAACGCAACUGGUCCGCCGAUAUCUGGUCGCUCGGUUGCGUGUUCCUCGAGAUAUGGACAGUGCUGAACCGCAACACUAUACAAGCUCUGCAUGAGCAUAUGUCUAGCACUGGUACAAAAUUUUCGCCGUACAGCGCUAAUUUCGAGAGCGUUGGCUUGUGGAUCGAGCACAUCAAAGCCCUUCCAGGUCCUGAAGUAGAUAAGGUCCCAGCACCAUGGAUCUCCAAUAUGCUGCAACUCAAACGGGAAGAUCGCUGCAACGCACAUGCUAUACAAGACUACAUUUACGAGCACAGUCUUGAUCCAACUGCGACCUUCGCUUUUGCUGGGCGCUGUUGUCUGGAAGAUGAUGAUGCAGACGAGAGUGUCGCAUCGUCAGUAGAAGGUGGUUCCGAGACGAUGUCGCUGGCUCGUGUGUCGGUGAAAUCGUCUGUCAAACAACGCUUAUCUGGUAUGGAAAAAGGUCACAACGCCCAUGACCUCAGCACUAGCAGGCCAACGGAUUUAGGUCAGCAGUUCAAUGCACGUUCGCGAUCUGUUGCCACUGGGAUAUCGGCUCGAGAUGAUGCAUUUAUGCCGACUACAGAGCCCUCUAAGACAGGUCGAGCUGAUCCAAGACAUCAGCAGCCCAACACCUCAAACCUACAAUUUGCGUCGCGGAGCCGAUUCAUGAGGGCGAGAGGUUACCUAACGCAAAGGCAGCGUUACCCGCCCCAGCCUUUUGUCGAGGAUGAGGAGACGUCUUUGGCUCGUGAAGUCAACUGCGAUAUGCCAAAAUCAGAGAAGAUUAACGACCAGCCAAAGUCGGGCACAACUACAUCCACACCGAGUACAAAUCCACACAACAAAGGCGUGACGUCUAAACAAUGGGUGUUUUUUAAUACUGGAACAAAUUACCACCGUCAAAGAUCUUGUAGUAGGGAGCCUAACAGGAAGCGUUACUUCUCUCCUAUGAGGGACAUGGAGAAUCGUCGCCGUGCGCCCGCAGAGAGCGAAUCCGAUUCCCAUACUGAGGCUGGUCUUUCGGAUGAAUACACUUAUGAUACUGAUGAUUCCUGGGAUCUCGAAAACUCGUCUGAAGCAGAACCGGAUUCUCCAGCUGUAUCCCCAGCCGCUCCAUCGACUAAGUCAAAAGCCUAUCAAGCCUACGUUGAAGACUGGUUUUCCGAUGAUGAUGGUAAUGGCUCAGCAGCAGCCACCGUCCAUAUGUCCAAGGGUUCAAAUCCCCCGACACCAACACCAGAACCUGUCCAGCCUCACAGCAACACCAGAACUACUAAAAGUGCUCAUUUUGCAGCGGACUUCGCAACCAAGAAAUCUCCGCCUUCUGCACCCUCGACUCUGGGUUCUGAGUAUGACAUCCGGUCAGAUUGUGCUACCGUUGGAGCUCAUCGCUACGAUGACGAAGAUGACGAUACUCUUGUCCGUCGACCUUACGUAGCAGAAGGCUCAGACCCAUACAUCCGACCUGCUUCCAUGCCACCGGGUUACAUUACCAACGAUUUUCAUCAAGCUCCCUCAUACCAAUACACCAAUUCACCAACAGCGACUUAUCCUGGGUAUCCCGCACAUUAUCCGGACUACCAACCUCAAGGCUACCGACACGUUCCGAAUCCAAGUCCGUUAUGGGUAUAUAAUUGCGACCCGCACUCCCAGCCAUACUAUGUCCCACCCUAUUCUCAGCCCUAUGCCCCGCCCUAUGAAGGUUUCGGUAACCCAUUCUACACUCGCACUACUCCCACUUCAACCCCUAUCGCACAACAACACUAUUCGUAUGCACCAGCCAAUGAACCUUUACAUUCUAUGCAAGGUGCAUACCCGACACCACGAAAUCAUCCUGAAUACGCACCAAUCUACGACGACGAACCAACACCUGCGCGGCCACCAUAUUACACGAACGCAGGCCGCGUCUUUCCCACACCAGAUCAUGGGCCAACCUAUGAGGAAUCUGGGCCUUCGAAACAACAACUUCAUUCACACAAUCCAGCAAACGGACCAAGCCCUUUACAUCGUAUGCAAGGCUCAUACCCAAAACCACGGGCAACACCAGAGCCGGCGACGCCUCCUCCCAAGCGUUUUCAAUUCCCGCGCCGAAAGGCAACGACCGCUGUUUAUUAAGGUUAGGGCGGCACGGUGAUUUUUUAUAUCAGAUGUGCAGCUGUUCAAGCGCCUACUCUCGCAUAUGUAUUGGAGUGUUUCCUAGGGUUGACAGUUAAUAAGGAAUCAGUCAGAACUUCCCAGCGUGGCAUGACAACAUAAGGACCAGCUAGCUGACGAAGACUCUAAUUAUGUAUAUAUCCUUGAACUAGCAAACAUGUAGUCGGAAGAACGGGAUCCACAUCAUGUGUUUUACUUAUCUGCACUGUUCACUUAAAGCACCUGAUCAGUGCGCGCUUGCUUUUCAUGGUAUAUAGAGGCAGCUACGUUGGUCCUAUAACCCUCUUAUCCACAAUGCAUCUUACAAUUGCGCAA